Messenger RNA from Bathycoccus prasinos, 717 nucleotides. It is a transcript of the gene CycK, whose product is annotated as CycK-related cyclin family protein. Gene Ontology annotation, molecular function: cyclin-dependent protein serine/threonine kinase activator activity. The record is from RefSeq and is a predicted model, not a curated record. Gene Ontology annotation, biological process: positive regulation of DNA-templated transcription, elongation; regulation of transcription by RNA polymerase II. The coding region runs from base 1 to 717 and encodes 238 amino acids. Gene Ontology annotation, cellular component: cyclin/CDK positive transcription elongation factor complex; nucleus. The transcript is spliced from 5 exons. NCBI's taxonomy places the organism in Eukaryota, Viridiplantae, Chlorophyta, Mamiellophyceae, Mamiellales, Bathycoccaceae.
AUGUAUUCAUCUCAUGAGUUGAACGAAUUUUCUCCUUCUCGUUUAGACGGGAUAGACAUAAACGCAGAGAAAUGGUAUCGUUGGUCCUACUGCGAAUUCUUGAAGGAUGCUGGAAUGAGGAUUAAUUUUGCGCUAAAGUUUUUCAAAUUCAGCCCUCAGUUAACAAUUGCAACAGCAGUAGUGUUCUGCCAUAAGUUCUUUGCAAACCACUCUCAUAAACAACCGGAAAAUGAGCGCUUUGUAAUUGCGACAGCUUGUUUGUUUCUAGCCGGGAAAGUUGAAGAGACUCCCAAAGCACUUCGAGAUGUAGUUAAAACUGCUUUGUUCAUUAAAUAUCAAGAUGACCCAAAGCGCUACAAUAAAUUAAUCAAUGACCGAAUAUUCAUGGAACAACAAAGAGAUGUGAUUCUUUGUGCUGAGCGAUCAUUAUUGCACACACUUGGGUUUCAUUUUCACGCUGAACAUCCAUACAAGCACUUACUACGUAUUGUGAAACAAAUGAGUGAAGAAAAAGUCAUUCCAGAAAAAAAUGCAAGAGAUCUAGCUCAAGUUGCCUGGAACUUUGCAAAUGAUAGUGCAAAAAUUUCUGUAGAGAAGGAAUGGUGGGAAACAUGUACUGUACGCCAAAGUGUUCGUGAAGAUAUAAGUAACCAAAUUUUAGAUCUUUACGAACAAACAGGUGGUUCGACUAUUUCAACUAUAGCUAGUAGAUUUUGA